AUGCUUCCGCAGGACAUGUCGAUAGCCUGUAUGCGGACGUACAAACUCGAAGAGAACGAAGCGCUCGAGGGACGGCAGGUCGUCAGCGUGUCCGAUGAGGCGAGCGGGAGGACUAUCUGGACGAACACCCGCGAACUUGUCGGCGACGUGAUCGUCUCAACCGUCUUCGACUCGCUACACAACCCACGCUGGAGCGUCCACCGCCCAACUCGAGGCUGGUACCUCCGUCUCCGCCGUGUUUCCCUCCCUCCCUCCUCCUCUGAAUCCGACAAGCCUCCGCUUCCUCAUCCAGAUGACGCCCGCCUGAUCGAGCUCCGAGCCGUCAAGCGCUCGAAGCGUACUCGACCCGAACGAAGCGGCAUCGAACUCGACUUCCGCACCGACACCCUCUCCUUCCCCUCUUCCGCCUCUUCGUCCUCCUCCUUCGACGCCCAACAAACUCGCGACGAAACCCGACUUGACAUGUCACCUACCGUCGAGCUUUCCUUCCCCACAGCUCGUGCGACGAGCGCGACUUCCACGUCUCCGACUCGACAUCGCAAACGACCUUCGUCUGUCUCUGCUAGCCCGGUGGAUCCGCACUCCUCCAUGUCGGCCAAUCCUGAGCCGGAAGAUCCAGUGGAACGGCCGGUCAGACAGCGGGUGAUGUCGACUUUUCGCGUUCGGCCUCUUGCACGACCGCGAGCAGGCGGAGUGAGCGCGCUGUUUAGACGAGUCAAGAGCUUGGUUUGGGAGGACGAGCCGCGAGGAUUUGAGUGUGUGUGGUGGAGCUCGGUUGCGAGGCAGGACGGUGCGGAGAAGGCGAGCGAGGUGGAGGAGGGAGAGGGGCUGGACGAGGUGGAAGAGGCGGAGCGAGUGGUCCUGCGCUUCGUCGAGCAGCCUACUUCCUUUCUCCACCCCCGACUCUCCGGCUCACUCUCCCUCUCCCCCUCGCUCAUCGACGCCUCAACCCUCGAACCGAGUUUCUGGGUCACCCUCGCGUUUGCGGUGUGUGAGUGUGAGGAGGAGCGCGAGGGGUGGGAGGCGGCGAGGGAGGGAUGA
Messenger RNA from Rhodotorula toruloides NP11, 1041 nucleotides. RefSeq lists its product as uncharacterized. Bases 1 to 1041 code for a protein of 346 amino acids. NCBI's taxonomy places the organism in Eukaryota, Fungi, Basidiomycota, Microbotryomycetes, Sporidiobolales, Sporidiobolaceae. The transcript has 5 exons. The record is from RefSeq and is a predicted model, not a curated record.